Gregarina niphandrodes is the source of this 1167-nucleotide messenger RNA. Its product is annotated as putative transmembrane protein. NCBI's taxonomy places the organism in Eukaryota, Apicomplexa, Conoidasida, Eugregarinorida, Gregarinidae. The record is from RefSeq and is a predicted model, not a curated record. The transcript has 2 exons. Bases 1 to 1167 code for a protein of 388 amino acids.
AUGUCGGACUAUGCGUUCUUGGUGAAGCGGUGGUCGGUGCCGUUGGGGGAGACGUUGUCGUGGGAGUUCGAUGUUGCGGAGUGGGGUGGAACGGCGCCGGUUGUGGUAUUGGACGCGGCAGUUGGUCGUUCGGAGAAGUUGUCGGCGAAGUUGCGGGAGAGCAGUUACGACAUUGAGGCGGUGGCGAAGAGUGACUGCAGUGUGCAGAGUGUGGCGGCUGCAGGGUGCGGUGUGGUGUCAGGGACAGCGUUGGUGUUUCGGCAAGGGUACUAUCAGGUGGGGAAUUUAUUGGUAUGGGCGGCGAUAAAGGAGAUGUCUAGUGGCGACCGGACAUCGUUGACGAAUCCGUUGGACAACUCGGCAGCAUUCACCCUAACUAGUCACCCGGUGCUGCAGGUACACACAGAGCCAUACGCAUCCGUGCCGGUGCAGGUUAAUAAAGUAAGUCGUCUGGGAGCGAGCGACAUUUCCAUCGCACUGGACUCUUCGGCACGCGCAGGACUGGUCGUACUCGCCGGACUCAACGACAACCGCAGCGGCUCCUUCCUUUUAGACAAUGCGCAGGUCGAGGUCGGAGCAGUCGGUGGUUCUGGGGUUGAAACCCUCUCAGAAAUGGAGUUUACUUGGAACUACACACCCGGCUGUACCGACGCCGCUGUUUUUCCUUCCCUCGUCCACAACGAAACUGGCGGCCGCACACUCGACACCAAACACUUCCUUUUCACAAAGACACUUCAACUCAUCAACACCAACGGCGCCCUCGAAGGCUCCGCCAUCGCCGCCGUCUACGCCGACGACUGCACACCCGACGUCAUGGGCGACUACGCCACUGAAUACACUUACGGCCUCACCGUCGUCUCCUCCGACACUUGCUUCCGAGCAGAUAAAACGUGGUACUACGUGUCCGGCGGUGACGCACCAGCACCCGGCGACGCGCACUGGGGCGCAGCUUUAUUGUCCAUUUUUCUCAUUCUUUUCUUCUUGGGCCUGGUAGGGGUCGGGUAUUACUUUUGGUCCAAGUGGCAGUCGGCAGCGCCCGUGGUACCCGACGAAGACGAGGAAAUCAACAGCGGACCGCGCCCCGAUCCCGCAGACCAGAUCCCCCGAUCCUCACUCCGGAUACAACCGCGGGGUGCCUUGCGUCCUCCAAAACAUCUUCUCAACUAA